This is a messenger RNA of Crotalus tigris (Tiger rattlesnake), 2851 nucleotides long. RefSeq names its product zinc finger C2HC-type containing 1A (gene ZC2HC1A). The transcript has 9 exons. The record is from RefSeq and is a predicted model, not a curated record. Lineage: Eukaryota; Metazoa; Chordata; Lepidosauria; Squamata; Viperidae. Bases 130 to 1092 code for a protein of 320 amino acids.
GUGCCGCGCCGCUCCGCCUUCCACUCCUCCUUGUGCUGGGAAACCAAUAGACGCCGGGGAUGUUAGCGGCUGGGAGGUGGCCGUGUUGCUACAGCAGCGGCCGUGAGCCGGAGUCUGGCAGGGAGCGCCAUGGAAGAGCAGGAGGAUUCUGGAGAUGCACAACAGCCUGAAGAAUUAUUACCAUGUCGGAUUUGUGGAAGGACUUUUUUUCCAGCUGCAUUAAAAAAGCAUGCUCCCAUUUGCCAAAAAACUGGUACUAAAAGAAGGAAAGCAUUUGACUCUAGCAGACAGAGAGCAGAGGGAACUGAUAUUUCUACAGUAAAACCUAUGAAACCACGGCCAGAACCUCCAAAGAAACCAUCAAACUGGAGACGAAAGCACGAGGAGCUCAUAGCAGCUAUAAGAGCAGCCAAAGGAGUAGAUCAGGUUCUUAAAGAAGGUGGAAAAUUGCCACCACCACCACCUCCUUCUUAUGAUCCUGAUUAUAUUCAGUGCCCAUACUGCCAGAGACGAUUUAAUCAAAAUGCAGCUGAUCGACAUAUCAAUUUCUGCAAAGAACAGGCAGCACGUAUUGCCAAUAAAGGGAAAGUAGUUAGUGAAGUAAAAGGGAAGCUUCCAGCUAGAAUACAGUACAAGACACCAACAGUUAAGAAGAUACCUUCUGCAGGGAUAACAUCACCAGCCUUAUCACGCUUACCACAACCAAGUUCCUCUGCAAAUAAAACACUGUCUCCAGGUGGACAAAUAGGAAACAAAAUCCAGAGUUCUCCAGCUCAUAAAAACAUAAUGAAAGCGAGUCCACAAAUAGGGGGGCCCAUGAAACCAUGGAUGGGAGCAUCUACUAAUAUGACACGAAGCACUGGUCCGGGUAUGAUGGCAAACAAAAGAAAAGCAUUUGGUACUGAAACCUAUUCAACCAGAGCUGGAUUCGACAGUGGAGACUGUUCAUCUGUCAAUGGAGGAAGUUCAAAAAGCAGUGAGGGAAAUUCUCUUGCACAGUUACCAAAAUUCUGUUAUGAAUGUGGUACCAAAUAUCCAAUUGAAUCUGCAAAAUACUGCUGUGAAUGUGGCGUUCGAAGAAUGAUUUUGUGAAUACACCUCUAAUGUAAAAUGAUAGAAUUCUUGCUAAGGCUGUAUGAAAAUCUCUGCUACACGUUCCCACCAGGACUUGCGCUAAGACACCAUACUAAUGUUCUGGGUAAUUAUUUUUUGUUGUGAAAUAAUAUAUAUAUAGAUAUAUAAAUAUAUUGUAUAUAAAUGGUAUGAUACCUAAAACUGUGCCAUUCAAGAUAGUAUACUUGAAAUAUUGUUGGAGAAUAUUUAAUGGAUCAAAAGUUUAACUCAAGCGCUAAGGGUUUUUGUAAUAGAUACAUAUUAAUGUUCUUAUUCAUUUGUAGUUUUUGCUCUGAAUCAUUUGAUCUAAAGAACAUGUUCCAGUAGAAAAUAUAUUAUACAUGGAAAUACUGAUACUUGGUUGAUAACCUAAAUGAUAGCUUGUUGGUUGACAGUCAUAAAUUUUAUUGUUUGAAUAUAUUUAAUGCAAAUUGAAAUUACUAGUUUCAAAUGUAUUAUUAUAGUUAACUAAUUGGCAUUUUACCCUUUUUCUUGUUCCAAAAGGCUAUAACAAGUUUUUGUGCACAGAUAUUUUUCUAUGUGAAAAACUUCUCAUGUGUUUCAUACAAAAAGAUUGAGUUGCUAAUAAAUUAAUUAAAUUACCAAAUAUAAUUUAAUCAUGUUCUUAGGAUCAACUUCUUUUCCUGAAAAACAGGGCUGUGUUUAAUUUUAAGACCUUGGCCAACAUGAUCUAAGUUAAUUUCCCACUUGAUUGACUAAUGUAUCAACAAAAAAACAUUGAAUAUUUUAUAAUAAUUAUGACACACUAGAGUUUCAGAAAAAUGAUAACCCAAUCAUGAUUUUUCUUUUUCCUAUUACUUUGACCUGACCAUUAUAAUUUCUUACAGUCUUCUCAAACACUCAACUACAUUAGUAUUAAGUUACUUUUUUUUAGUAAAUCUCCAUUUCCAUAGCAAUUUUUUUUACUACAAAAACAUUUAUUUGUGCAUUUCCCAAAAUUAAUCCAUUAAUCCAUCAAUUUUUAAUCCAUGCCAAUUUGCAAUUUUUACCUCAGUGAUGUAGGAUUGUUGCUUUAUUUUUAAUGCUAUCUUUAUUCUAGUCAAAACCUGCUUGCUAUGACAGAUGACAAUUAAAAAUGCAUUUGAGCAAGAUUUGUCCCCAUUUUUCAGUAUAUUGGCUAAUGGCAAACUGCAAUUUUUAAGUAAAAGAAUUGACAGGUUAAUUGGUAUAGAAUUGAAUUUAUAUCUUAGAAUGCUCUUUAAAAAGCAUACAUGUAGUAUUCUAAUUUUGUAUUGUUACCUAAUUUUAUGUAUAUUAGUAAAAAUCAAUCUUUAAUAUCUUAAUGUAGAUUAGCAUUUUUGUUUUUUUAUUUAAAAUACUGGUAUGGUGGAGCUUACAUUACAAAAAUUCAGAAUGCACUACAGUUCUUCCUUGGUCUAUUGGGACUUUGUGGAUUCUACUCUGCUUUGCCUAUUAACUGUUAGUGUAACAAUAUGUGUCUUAAUCACUAAAGAACCCACUUUUUUUGUAUAAAGCUUUUCACAUGUUCCUGCAGGUGCUUUAUUACAUCUUAUUAUUGCAUCUGUUUGAUAUGUUUAAUAUAAUGAAUCUGGUCUUUGUAACUAGAGCAGUAGUCUAAUUUCUACUAAAUAGCUACGUGAGCAUUAUUCUGAUUAGGUACAUUUUGUUUUCCUAAAUGUUCUUUAAGAACAAAAGCAUUGUAUAAAUGCUUGUUCUAUGUUACCUAGAAUUUUGUUAAUAAAACUUUUAUUGUGUA